UUUUAGGUUUUGCUAGCACUAACUGGUAGUUAGGUACAUGCAUAAAGCGGUAUUUCAAAUGUAUGUUUUGAAUGUCAGGCGGAUAACAGGCUAUGUACAAGACGUGUGGGCUUAGUAAUGUCGUUCAUAAAAAAAUGUAUUAUGUUUGGUUUAAUACUUGCAAUACUACCCAGCUUGUUGAAACGAUACUAUAAGAUUACUAUCGACACGCCAAACGAGGAAUACGACUUUAUAAUAGUUGGCAGUGGAACAAGUGGCAAUGUGAUUGCAAGCCGUCUUACAGAAUCACCAAACGUCACAGUUCUCGUUGUGGAGGCCGGCGAUGAUGACGCACCGAAUCCACUGAUUUCAAUUCCUGCCAUGUGUGGCCAAACACAAAAAUCUUCAGCGGAUUGGAUGUAUAAAACGGUAUCGCAGAAACAGGCGUGUCUUGGACUGACAAAUCAAGAAAGCUCGUGGCCACGUGGAAAAGUGCUUGGUGGGACCAGCAGUCUUAACUUUAUGGUGUACGCGAGAGGGAGUAAACAUGACUUUGAUGAAUGGGAAACCAUGGGCGCUUCUGGAUGGAAUUAUAAGGAUGUUCUUCCCUACUUUAAAAAGCUGGAGAAUGCUACGAGCGUCGGCGGUGACGGUGAGCUGAGAGGGAAAGAUGGGCCACUGAAACUUUCUUAUCCUUACUUGCAUUUCGUGACGGAGUUGUUUGUGAAAGCGGGACAACAAAUAGGUCUCGCCACAUCCGAUUAUAAUGGCAAGAAUCCUGAAGGUAUCGCAUAUAGUCAAACAACUAUCUGGAACGCACAGCGUCAGAACUCUGCUACAAGCUACUUAAGGCCAAUUAUACAUGAGAGACGUCAUCGCUUACACGUCAUUGGUCGCGCUCACGUGCGCCAGAUAGUGUUCGAGGAGGAAGAAGACGGAAGAAAGCGAGCGUCGGGAGUAAUCUACGUCAGAGAUGACGUAGAAGUCAAAGUUAGAGCGAGGAAGGAAGUUAUAGUGAGCGGGGGUGCUGUGGGGACUCCCCAUCUUCUCAUGUUAUCAGGGGUUGGACCCAAACAACAUCUUAAAGAUUUGGGGAUAAAUGCGAUUGCUGACCUUCCAGGAGUCGGAUCUAAUCUCCAAGAUCACGUGAUGGUCCCUGCUCCUUUCUAUGCAACCAAAUUACCGCCAAGAUCUUCGCUGGACAUGUAUACGCCUCUGCUUGGUAUCCUCCCCUACAUAUUUACAUCCAGUGGCCCUCUGUUGAGUUCUGGUGGUGUAGAAGCUAACGCAUUCAUUCGUUCCCAUCUCGCUAAAGAGGGAAGGCCAGAUAUUCAGUUAAUUGUACAGAGCGCAAGAUGGGACUUUGGUAUGACCAUGAACAUGAUAUUAGAUCUGCUAAAUCUUGACGCUGAGCAUAUGAAGAGAAUAGAAAAAUGGAGAGUGACCCAAAAUGCUGAAACCACAGCGCACUUCUUAAUACAGACUGGUCUUGUCCGUCCACACAGUGUUGGGACGAUACGACUAAAAAGUUCAAACUAUAAAGACCAUCCUCUGAUUGAUCCGCAAUAUUUAACUGAUAAGAGAGACGUUGAAAUAUUAAUAGCAGCAAUGCGGAAAAACGAAGCGCUAGAACAAACAGAGGCAUUUAAAUCAGUUGACGCCAAACUGGAGUUCGGAUACUACGGUUGCGGGAACGAAACCAGCCCAAGGUCAGAUAAAUUCUAUGAAUGUGUGAUACGGUUGAUUACGUUAACAAUAUAUCAUCCUGUUGGAACGGCAAAGAUCGGGUCAAAGGAUGACGUCAUGGCGGUGGUCGAUCCACGGUUAAAGGUUUAUAAAGUGGACGGCUUACGAGUGGCUGAUGCUUCAGUAAUGCCUAGUAUUACAUCAGCAAACACACAAGCCCCUUGUUACAUGAUUGGAGAGAAAGCAGCUGACAUGAUAAAGGAGGACUGGGUGUUAUAGAACUGUGAGACUUGAAUAAACGGUUGUUUAGGUUUUGGUGAUAUUUUUAAUUGUUUUUACCUCGACAUAUAUGCACUGUUCUACUAAAAACUUUAAUUGUACAGCCUAUUUACAUGUUUUUCUGUAAUUUUAUUCAUCUUUUAAAUCCUGAAAUGCCUCGAAAUGUAUAUUGUAUACUAUUAACACGUUAUACGUUUCCUAAUUAAAAAUAUUGUUUAAAAUGA
Ciona intestinalis (vase tunicate) is the source of this 2168-nucleotide messenger RNA. The record is from RefSeq and is a predicted model, not a curated record. Lineage: Eukaryota; Metazoa; Chordata; Ascidiacea; Phlebobranchia; Cionidae.